Messenger RNA from Alosa alosa (allis shad), 3464 nucleotides. RefSeq names its product RNA-binding protein 44-like. Bases 191 to 3199 code for a protein of 1002 amino acids. Gene Ontology annotation, molecular function: RNA binding. Lineage: Eukaryota; Metazoa; Chordata; Actinopteri; Clupeiformes; Clupeidae. The record is from RefSeq and is a predicted model, not a curated record. The transcript has 19 exons.
CGCAAUUAGCCCCGGCACGGCCUGGCCUAGCUCGCUUUGGCUCGACGGUCUGUUUCCAAUAUCCCUGAUAUCCAGCAUGGACAUGUAUUUCUUUGGAAUUGAGUGAACAACUGUUUUUAAAAACUUCGGCUACAAGAUUGCUACUUUGAAACGAUUUGCAGUGCAGCCUUCCUGGCUUAGGCUACCCAAUAUGUGGUGUUUCCAGCCGAUGCCAGAACCUGAAUUGUAUGCCACAGCGGUAACGUGGCAGUCGAUUCCUUUCCAAAGCCAAUACCAAGAUGGCAGUGCUGUCUGUAAACUUGAUUAUCCCCACUGGUCCAAAAAUGUUGCGAAGAAGUUUAUGCUCUACAGGUCCUUGUUUGAUUUGGUGAACUCUGUGUAUUGUCUGGAGUUGGAAGACAAGAGGUUACUGACCUGGUUCUCCAGCCUCUCAAAUGAGGAUAGGAAAGUAAUCCAUGACGAGGGAGGUCUUCAUCAGUUUCUUCUAAAUCAUCCUGCUCUUGAUAUUGCUAAGCCUAUCGGAAUAGUCCAUGUAAAGCCACAGAUAAGAAGAGCUGCUGAAGAAAUAGCUUCACAGUUGAACAAAUCCAGAUUGCCAGCAUUUCAUGGGGUGUCUCGGUGUAAAAAGUGUGGGACAAGUUGUCCUUCAGGGUCUGAAACAUGCAGAACCUGUUUUGUUCAUUCCCCAGCAGUUGAGGAGAGGAUGUACUUGACAGAACAAAAGGGCGGGGCCACUGUAAUACCAAGAGAUGCCAAGGAGGACCGAAAUAUGCUGACCAGUAGCCUUGGUGCUCCUGGUGACCACCAGGUGGCUCAGGGCGGCUUCCAGUCAGCUCUUGACGACAGCCGCACUUCACUGACCUCUCCUGGCCCAAGAGGAGGCGCACGUUUCUCCAAGGAGUGGCGAGAGGGUCGGAGCAGUGUUCAGAGUGUAACCACAAGUGCGUUCAAAGACACAUCAGUGCAGGCCAGCUUCUCCCUGGAUAUGGAGCUGGAGAGUCACAGUAAGAUGGCUGAGGGCAGUUCCCCUCCAGCUUACCCCGUCCUCCAAACACAGUUCAGGAAUGUCACAGACAACAGGAGCUGUCUGGAUCUGCAGAAAGAGACACCCCCAGAAUACCACAGCUUCCACAGCAGCUUGUCCACCGAGCAGGCUAGUGUUGACUCCCUCAUGGCCACAAGGGGCAGCACAGAGAAUAGCCUGAUGACACCCACUGCUGGGUUGUUCCCUAGUGAAAUCUCCGUGUCAUGCCAGAAGUACCCUUCGGAGUGGACCAACCUGGACACUAACAGCCUGCAGAAAAAGACCAGAGAUAAUUGCAUCAUGAAGGAGUCUGUCAACUCCGAGCCGUGGCUCAACUGCUCAGUCACUCCAGAGAAACCCCAUGCUUCCCCAUCUCAGAAACCACAUGUGGAUCUGCCCUUGAAGCUGGACAUAGAAAAGGGUCCGCAAACCCCAUCUAGAGACGAGCAGUCAAUGGCCGAGUCCUUCAUGUCGAUCAGUCCAGACAAGUCUGGAGUCCUAAUGCCAGUAUCAGCUGCUCCUGCCACUGUGAACCAGAUGGUAGAUGCCAGUGGCGACUUCCGAGCCCGUUUCACGUCUACGCAGGAGUGUGUAGCCGCCCCAAGGACCACGGACGCCUCCACGGAGAUGGACUCUCCCAUGUGCUUUGAUCAAGACACCCAGACCUCACAGGCCUCCACUGCUGACAAGAGUGUCAUCACGGAGGUCCACAUAGCAGAUCUCAAUUACCUUACUAAGGAGUUUUUGCGACUGAAGUCAGUGGAAGAGGAACUGGAGCAGCUGAAAGCCAGCCAGCUGGAUUCCAACAACACAAAAUGUGGGUGUGAGUGUGGUCAGAGGCUGCAGCAGGCAGAGCUGAAGCUGUUGGCUCUGCAGUACUCCAUGUGCCAGGAUCACUGCUGGAGGAGAUACUACACCUCGGUACAGGGGGAGAGCCAGCUGCAAUGCACUGGUGGGGUCCCUGAGAGCUUAGCUGAGACUCUGCGGGCCCUGGAGCAGGAUUACAUCCAGCUGAGGAGGCAGGUGCUCUCAGGGAUUGCUCUGGAUGAGUUAAACCCGCUCUCUGUGGACACCCAGAGACUCCACAUAGAGGCACCGUACACCCCAGCACAGAAAAUUAAUGAAUAUCUGGAAGAUGAGACUCCACUUGAAUUUCAGUCUCAUCUUCAUAGUGAAACAGAAGACACACAAAAGCACUUCAAUUCACUUGAAGGUGAAAGGCAUGCCACAAAUAUAAAAUCCCAGAAGGAUGGCCCGGGUAAGCAUGCAGUGCCACACACAAAGCCAGGUGGUGUGAAAAGCUCCAAAAUGGUGUCUGUGAAGACCCAGAAGUCCGACCCAUCCCAUGGAUCCACCAGACCGGGUGGUGGUGAGGGAGUAAAUGUUACCAGCGAGGCCUGGUACGAUGCAGAGGAGGAACUUGGGGCUGCUGGCCAAAGCCUGAAAGAGGAGCGGCUCAGAAAAGCAACUGAGAGUGAGAGAAAUAGAAAAGUGGAAGAUGGUGAUGGUGUCAGUUCCAGUGGCCACUUGCAUGUUACAGACUUCCAUCAAGAUGUAACUGAGGAGGAUCUGUUCCUUGCAUUUAAGAAAUGUCAACCGAGAGAUGUUUGUUUCACAAUGUCGGACAAGUCCAGGAGUGCCAACGUGACUGUGAGCUCUCCUGAAAAUGCUGUGGCGGCGGCGCGAGAGCUCAGCGGCACCUCCAUCCACGGACAGCCCGUCCAGGUGAGGCGCGUCAGCAGACUACCUGCAGCAGGCCCUGAGGGGGAGCACACCUUCAAGAAGCCCCACGCUCCCUCUGCCCCCACACCAGCACCCUCAGGAGACGUGGCCAAGCUUGGGGGCGUGAAGACAAGCACUCCAUACAACAUGUCCCCCAAACCUGUUCGCUGUCUUAUAGAAAAGCUCUUGAACAUCAGUGAUGUGCCUACGACCACGGGCACCUAUGUGCCACAGCAGCCGCCUACCAACACCACCACGGUCACCUUUGGCACGCUCAUGAGGCAGCUGUCAGAGCUUCACCCAUCAGUGGCUCGGGAGAAGAUUGUGGAGGCGCUGCUGGAACUGCGCACCCAACACCGCGGCUCCCUCAACUGCCUGUCACUGUGCACUCUUGUGGAGAUGACCUCUAAACUCCUUUCUGCGCAGGCCUUGGACUCUGUGAAAAAGGGCUAGGAGGGGAGUCUAGGAAAGGGGUUAGAAGGGGGUGAGAAGUAAUUUCUAGACAAAGAGGAAUUUGUAACCCUGUCUUUAUUUGUGAUUUGUUUUUAAGUUUGGGGGGGGUUUGCAGAGGAAAAUAAUUUUGAUUUUAUAUUUCUGAUUCAGCUCUAGUUAUGUGUGGCUUUGUUUCUUUUUUCAAGUUCAAGUUUCUUUAUUUUUGUCACAUGCAUAGUCAUAGACCUACAACAGGCAGUGAAAUAAACUCCUGACUCCAAUCCAA